AUUCAAGUCAAUUGUUUUUGUAUAGCUCCUCAUCCCAGUGACAGAGGAAAAUCACCUUUGAAUAGGCCAAAACGUUGAAACAUCAGUGAACUGUGUGUCCGUGGGGGCAUUGCCAGGUGUUAGGGGAGGAGCCAGGUGUUAGGGGAGGAGAGGAGAGGAUUUCUUUACCAGGUGUUAGGGGAGGAGCCAGGUGUAAGGGGAGGAGCCAGGUGUUAGGGGAGGAGAGGAGAGGAUUUCUUUAUCAGUUAACAACACUUAACAUUCCCAGAAACCAAAUCCAUCCGACAAGGAAGCAGUAUUCUCUUUCAGGAGCAAAAACAAACAAAUUUUGAAACAAAUAGUCUGACAGACUGAAACAGCAACAAGGAAUGGCCUCUGCUAACACUUCCUGGUCGGAGGAGAACUUUUCAUGUUCCAUCUGUCUGGAUGUGUUCAACAGCCCAGUUUCCACACCAUGUGGACACAACUUCUGCAGAACCUGUAUUACAAAGUUCUGGGAUGGACAAGUCAAGUACAAAUGUCCAGUUUGCAACAAGCUUUUCCACGCAAGACCUGAUCUACAGGUCAAUACCCUCUUAAAAGGGAUGGCUGAUCAGUUUGGAACAUCUGUACGAGUAAAAGAGCAGCCGUGUGUUGAACCAGGAGAAGUUCCCUGUGACGUCUGUACUGGGACCCAGCUGAAGGCUGUGAAGUCCUGCCUGGGGUGUUUCAUGUCUUAUUGCCAAACCCACCUGGAGCCACAUCAGAGAGUCACACACCUGAAGAAACAUCGGCUGGUCGAGCCUAUGGACCGUCUGGAAGACAGGGUGUGUAAGAAACACGACCAACUUCUGGAGCUCUUCUGCCAGACUGAACAGGUGUCUGUUUGUCAGUUCUGCACAGUGACAGACCACAAGUCCCAUCCUGUUGUACCUAUAAAGGAUGAAUAUGAAGUGAAGAAGGCCAAGAUGAGAAAAAUAGAGAAUGAGGUUCAGCAGAUGAUCCAAAAGAGACAAAAAAAUAUUCAGGAGAUUAAAAACACAGUUAAACGAAGCAAAGCAGAUGCAGACAGAGAGAUAGCCGAUGGUGUGCAGGUCAUCACUGCUCUGAUGCGCUGCAUUGAAAAGUGCCAGGAUGAUCUCAACCAAAUGGUUAAAGAGAGACUGAAAUCCACAGAGAAACAAGCUGAAGACCUCAUCAAAGAGCUGGAGCAGGGAAUAGAAGAACUGACCAAUAGAAGCUCAGAGGUGAAGCAGCUCUCACACACUAAAGACCAUCUCCACUUCCUCCAGGGAUACAAAUCCCUGAUGAAUUCUCCACCCACCAGGGACUGGACGACGGUGGAGGUCCGUCCUCCGUCAUACGUAGGGACUUUGAGGAGAUCCCUGGAUCAGCUGGAGGAGACACUGAACAUGGAGAUGAAGAAGCUGCGUGAUGCUGAACUUAAGAGGGUCCAGCAGUAUGAAGUAGAUGUGACUCUGGAUCCUGAUACAGCUCAUCCCUGUCUCAUCCUGUCUGAGGAUGGGAAACAAGUACAUCAUGGAGAUGUAGUGAAGAAACUUCCAGACAACCCUAAGAGAUUUACAAAGUGUGUAUGUGUUCUCACGAGGCAGAGCUUCUCCUCAGGGAGGUUUUAUUUUGAGGUCAAGGUUAAAGAAAAGACUCAAUGGCAUGUUGGUGUUGCCAGAGAGUCCAUCAACAGAAAAGGCACUAUACGUGCGACCCCUGAGACAGGUUACUGGACCAUUAAAUUCAGCAAGGAUGUGUUGGCAUUUAAUGAUAAGCCUUAUGUCUAUGUCCCUAUGAGAGCUGAGCUCCAGAAGGUGGGGGUGUUUGUUGAUUAUGAUGAGGGUCUGGGCCCUGUACCACGAAGCUCGCUUAGAGGGUUAGCGAGGUAUGUUGAGCUCCAAGCCUGGGUUAGUUGUACCACGAAAGUCGAUCUCUUUUAGCGUCGCUGUAUCACCAUGGUGACUUAUGCUCGCAACCAAACCUGGUCGGGAGCAGUUUUUCGGCUUAGUCUAGCCGGAGAUCGGCUACUUAAAUCGGCGUGCGCAGCUUCCUAGCCCCUCCUCUGACAAUGGCGUCACCAUUUCUGGGUGUUCCCGUGGACCUCUGCGCACUUCUCGUACAGGCGUCUCUCCGGAGACAGAGGGUUUUACGGGACAGAACCGAUUCCCUGGCAUUGUCUGACGAUAUUCAGAUUUCAGACUUUAUUGUCAUUGUGCAAACAACGAAAUUGGGGUUCUUCAUGAGAGAUACAGAUUCUCAUAAGAGGGUGUUCGUUAUUUGAUCGUCCUUUUGGACCUUAUGUAGACAAUGCUUACUGUUGCGCAUUGUGUCUCCGUGACAGAGUGCUAGAGUGGAGGUAGCGCGUCAGUCUUGAAUAUCUACGCGGGGGGUUCGACUCCCAAGUGACGCGAAUUUAUGUGAAGCUUAAAAAGUCCCAAUUAUCAUGCAUAUGGAAUGCUUAUUCACUAAAGCUUAUGGAAUUAUAUUUUUGUGCUUAUUUCGAACUUGAACCCAUAUUUUAAAGGCCGUGCUGGCACCACAUCUAUGGGGGUAAAAUGCAUGAUGAUAGACCGGCGAAUUUGAACCCCGGUCGCUGGCGUUCGGGUCUUAUAAUAAUCCACUACGCUACAGCCGCUACCUCUCGGCGGUUGAAAACAUGCCAUACAUUUCUUACAUAGGGUGUAUUUAAAGUGAAUUCCCUAAAUGAUAGAAUAAGGCAGGAUGGACGUUGCUUAUGCAUUUUUAAAUCAUCAUCAUUCUAUUUGGAUUAAUGGCGAACAAUUCUGCAUUUGGCAUAGUUAUUUUACAGACAAUAUGCAGAAUCUUUUCACUUAUACGCAUAUAGACUGCUUGAUCUAUCGUAAAGGUGAGAAAAAUGACGCAAAAAACGGCCCUUUCACGUGAACGCGCACUGAACCAAAAGCGGAAAACCUGGUUCAACUAAUUGAAUCUAAAGUGAGCUUCGUGGUACCAUUUAACUCUGAUUGCGAGUUGCGGCUCUGUCGAGCCAGGUUUUCCCAAGAAAGCCUGGGUAUGUUCAGCGAGCUUCGUGGUAUAGGGCA
Gadus chalcogrammus (walleye pollock) is the source of this 3050-nucleotide messenger RNA. RefSeq names its product E3 ubiquitin-protein ligase TRIM39-like. The record is from RefSeq and is a predicted model, not a curated record. Gene Ontology annotation, molecular function: zinc ion binding; protein binding. The coding region runs from base 369 to 1928 and encodes 519 amino acids. The transcript is spliced from 3 exons. NCBI's taxonomy places the organism in Eukaryota, Metazoa, Chordata, Actinopteri, Gadiformes, Gadidae.